Cornus florida is the source of this 474-nucleotide messenger RNA. RefSeq lists its product as uncharacterized. The record is from RefSeq and is a predicted model, not a curated record. The transcript has a single exon. NCBI's taxonomy places the organism in Eukaryota, Viridiplantae, Streptophyta, Magnoliopsida, Cornales, Cornaceae. The coding region runs from base 1 to 474 and encodes 157 amino acids.
AUGAUACCCGACACCUCAACUGGUGACUUUGAAAAGCAUGUCAAUGUUGUUCAUAACGGGAAGUCAGAAGUAAAGAUCAACAUAGAAACCAAAGAUCACGAAGGUUUUCAUAAGAAGUAUUUGGAUUAUGAAGAUUUUGGGAAGAGAGUUAUAACAAUUGCAGGUGAAAACAGAGGUGCUAUUAUGGAAUUGAGUCCCUCCCGCAAGAAACAUGACAUUGUGGGCAACCCUAAUGGUCUUCACAAGAAAGGCGGCAAUCCCACAGCUUCGAUCAGCGAAUGUGAGAAAUCCGAAAGGGAGAGUAAUGAAGAAGGGAAGUCAGCAUUGAAAACUACAUUCAUGAACAGCAACGUGCAGGGUGUGAACGAUUCCAUUCUCUACAACUCUUUUUUCACUCACCAUGAUCCUGGUGUUCGCCUCUGUGUCUUUGGAAAGGCCAACGGUGGUGGCCAUGGAGCUCAGCUCAAUGACUGA